AUGGUGGAUAAGGUGGCCUUUACCGAUGCUCGUGUAUUAAUUACGGGAUCCAAUGGUUCGGGUAAAGAAUUGGUGGCCUAUUGGUUGCAUCAAAAAAGCCAUCGCAAUAUUCUACCCUUGAUUGAGGUGAAUUGUGCGGCCAUCCCUUCCGAACUUAUCGAAAGCGAAUUGUUCGGUCAUGUAAAAGGAUCUUUUACAGGGGCCAUUAGAGAUAAGGCAGGUAAAUUCGAGCAAGCCCAUCAAGGAACCAUUUUUUUGGAUGAAAUUGGCGAUAUGACGUUAUCCGCCCAAGCCAAAGUUUUGCGGGUAUUGCAAGAGAGUAAAAUCACCCGGGUGGGUGGUGAAAAGGAAAUAUCCGUGGAUGUUAGGGUUUUGGCAGCCACCAAUAAAGAUUUAAAAAAGGAAAUAGCCGAAGGUCGUUUUAGAGAGGAUUUAUACCAUCGGUUGGCC
Molecule: messenger RNA, 450 nt
Organism: Notodromas monacha
Lineage: Eukaryota; Metazoa; Arthropoda; Ostracoda; Podocopida; Cyprididae
Source: the annotation of a GenBank genome assembly